AUCGAAGCCCUCAUCGCCCACGUAGAACAGCACGGUUACGUAAUCAUCCCCGCCGCCUUUUCCGCCCCGGAAGCAGACGAAGCCCACGCCGAGAUCGUCUGCCUCACAUCCUCGCCCGAAACAGCCGGGCCAGCGGGAGGAUUCACCACCCAUACUAAUGAAGAAAUCCGUGGCGGCAGAAACAGCUUCGAAGGCUUCAAAACACACCGCAUCUACGCGCUCCUCAACAAGUCCCCCGUCUUCCAAAAAUUCCCCACACACCCGGCCCUCCUCGCGCUCAACAACCACUUCCUCGACCCGGGCUUCCUCCUCAACGCCUUCCACAGCGUCUACAUCCAGUCCGGCGAGGUCCCGCAGGCGCUGCACCACGACGACGGCUACGUCGGGGUGCCGAGGCCCCAUCGGCCCUUUGGGACGGGCGUAAUGGUCGCCCUCGACGACUUCACCCCCACAAACGGCGCGACCAUCAUCAUCCCAGACUCCCACACCUGGGGCCCCGACACCGCCCACCUGCCCCAGCGCAAAGACGCCAUCCCCGUCGUCAUGGACAAGGGCAGCGUCGUCUUUUUCCUUGGCACCCUCUGGCACGGCGGCGGGGAAAACAACUCGCCCGGCCCCAGGAGGGCGCUGACGAUCCAGUACUGCCAGCCCUGGAUGCGGCCCCUCGAGAACCAGAUCCUCGCCGUCGAGUGGGACAAGCUGGCCGGGAUGCCGAGGCGGCUGGUGGACCUGCUCGGGUACGAGCCCAGGGCCCCCUUUGUAGGGUACGCGGAUGGGGUUCAUCCGUGGAAGGUUGUCCAGAGGAGGCUGAGGGAG
Molecule: messenger RNA, 816 nt
Organism: Colletotrichum phormii
Lineage: Eukaryota; Fungi; Ascomycota; Sordariomycetes; Glomerellales; Glomerellaceae
Exons: 3
Source: RefSeq, a predicted model, not a curated record